Molecule: messenger RNA, 345 nt
Organism: Microthlaspi erraticum
Lineage: Eukaryota; Viridiplantae; Streptophyta; Magnoliopsida; Brassicales; Brassicaceae
Source: the annotation of a GenBank genome assembly
AUGUUCUCUCCGCCCACCGUCGCCGUCGAAGAAGAAAGACAGACCCACUAUCGUCGCCGCCGCCUUUUCCCCUUCCUCCUCCGAACGGCGUCUCUCUCUCGCUGGUCUCUCUCUCUCUCGUCAUCUCUCCGUGAACCUCCGCCGCUUUUCUCGCUUGAGCGAAGCCACUCGCCGUCAACCGUCGCCGUUUCUUACCGCCUGAGCGAAUGGCAGCUCUCUCUCUGCUCCAAUGGAUCUACGCGCUUCUGCUCGCCUGAGCAAAGCUACUCACCGUUAACCUUUUCCGCCUCUCACUCGCCAUUCACCACCGUCUCCUCUCUCUUAUCUUUCACCAUUCUCACCUGA